Molecule: messenger RNA, 1717 nt
Organism: Tarenaya hassleriana
Lineage: Eukaryota; Viridiplantae; Streptophyta; Magnoliopsida; Brassicales; Cleomaceae
Product: polyadenylate-binding protein 6-like
Exons: 7
Coding region: 34-1563 (509 amino acids)
Cellular component (GO): nucleus; cytosol; ribonucleoprotein complex
Molecular function (GO): poly(A) binding; poly(U) RNA binding; mRNA 3'-UTR binding
Source: RefSeq, a predicted model, not a curated record
AGAGGGAGAAAGAAACCUUAACACGGAAGAACAAUGGCGGUCGCGAAUCAAGAAACGGCGCCGUUUAGGAGCCGUCAACACUCCGUGAAGAAAGCGUCGGUAUACGUCGGCGAUCUUCGUCCCGACGUGACGGAGGAAGAUCUCAUCGUCAAAUUCUCCUCCAGGGUUCCCAUCGUCUCCGCCCACCUCUGCCGUUGCUCCGCCACCGGAAAAUCCCUCUGUUACGGCUACGUCAACUUCAAUUCCUGCUUCAUUGCAUCAAAUGCUCUGGCUUGCUUAAACCACACUGAUAUGAUGGGAAAGCCAAUGAGGUUGAUGUGGUUUGAGAAGGAUCAGACGCUGCGUCGAAGUGGAAUCGGGAAUCUUUUCGUUAAAAAUCUCGCCAGCUCGAUCACCAGCAGUUGCUUAGAACGUAUUUUUAGCCCCUUUGGGAGUAUACUCUCUUGCAAAGUGGCUGAGGAAAACAGGCAGAGUCGAGGUUUCGGCUUCGUCCAGUUCGAUUCAGAACAAUCUGCUACUUCUGCUCGUUGCGCCCUCCACAGAUCUGUCAUCGAUGGGAAGAAACUGUAUGUAUCUAAGUUCGUGAAGAAGACGGAAAGAGCUGUUGCGUUGGGAAAACAUGAUUUCACAAACCUUUAUGUGAAGAAUCUGUCAGAAGGUGUGACAGAGGAUUUUCUGCUAAAGACGUUUUCCCCAUAUGGGAGAGUUUCCAGUGCCGUGGUCAUGAGGGACGACACGGGAAAAUCGAGAGGGUUCGGGUUUGUGAGUUUCUCCGAGGCGGAAAAUGCUAGGAAAGCGGCAGAGGCAUUGAAUGGAGCAGUUCUCGGAUCCAAGAAGUUGUUUGUCGGAAGGGCUCAGACCAAAGCCGAAAGGUUGGAGAUCCUGAAACAUGAACUCGAGGAGAAGUUUAUUUCCGGGUUCAAGAACUCAAAGUGGUUGAAUCUGUACGUGAAAAAUCUGAGCGAAUCGAUAGACGAAACGAGGCUACGAGAAAUUUUUGGAUGGUAUGGACGAGUAAUCUCUACUAAAGUAAUGCGUCACGAGAAUGGCGUAAGUAAGGGAUUCGGUUUUGUAUGUCUCUCUAACCGUGAAGAAUCCAAGAAGGCUAAGAGAGAGCUCAACGGAACUUUCGUUGACGGGAAAUCAUUAGUUGUCCGAGUAGUAGAGCGGAAAGAGGAUCGGCUGAAGAGGUUGCAGCGUUACUUCACUGAACCAUCGGGCCAAGUCCCGGUCGGUUACAUUUCCGGGUGGCAUUUUCCACAUGUUCCUGUCCGUUUUCCCGGGCAAUGCACGUAUAUUCAGCCGUUCCAUAUCGGGCAAACCUCUUUCUACAUGGGGGGUUCUCAGUCAUUCACCUCAUACCUUCCUGUCGGACAGCAGAAGCAGAAUGGAAAUCCGCAGGACAAGCCUUCUGCUAGCUCUGGAACGAAAACCGGACAGAAACAUGGGCUUAGUGGUGAAGAAAACAGAAGUGGAAAUGCAGAAACAUCGCUAGAAGAAGCAACAUCGGUCUUGAAAGCGGCUUUGAUGAAGUCUCCUUGUUCUCGUGGCAGUGACAGCUGAAAAGCUCUAAACCCUAAGUAACCGAAGAAACCGAUUUUUUCGUUUUCCACAAGACACUUGAUAUGCGUAGUUAUUACAGAAAAAGACAGUGCAUUUUGCCAUUCCGACCAUUUUUUUGUAAGAAUGUUUGUUCAAGAAACUUCCUUCUGUGUAA